Molecule: messenger RNA, 3993 nt
Organism: Xyrauchen texanus (razorback sucker)
Lineage: Eukaryota; Metazoa; Chordata; Actinopteri; Cypriniformes; Catostomidae
Product: follistatin-related protein 5-like
Exons: 16
Coding region: 284-2830 (848 amino acids)
Biological process (GO): multicellular organism development; regulation of BMP signaling pathway; cell differentiation
Molecular function (GO): calcium ion binding; protein binding
Source: RefSeq, a predicted model, not a curated record
GUGAAACUGCUUUGUGCGGAGCUGUCCACUCCAGUGGAGGUGCUGAAACGAGGAUACCACGUCAACAGACAGCUGACAUAUUCAGAAAGGAAUGCACAAACUGGGCUGCUAACUUCGUCAAAGGAUUGCCACUCCGAGGACGUUGGUUUACCAAAAACGGGAUUGGAUUUACUUUGUAUUAUCAGUAAACAUUGUUUCUCUAAAAGUAAAGCUCGUAUUUUAAAACCUCACUCGGGGAAUACCUUUCUGGAUCACUUGUAAUUGGACACGCAGGGGGGUACUCAUGAGAGACUCAAAGAGAUGGUGGGCAGCUGUCCUGCUCUGGGGGUCAGCUCUGAUGGUCCAGGCACAUCCUGGCAAGGAAGGUUUUACCCCGCUGGCUUAUCGACCUCUCGUCCGAUUCCGUCACAAGCAGGAUGGGAUCACGGAGAGUUUACGAAUGAAGGGGUUCUUUAGUCAAAAUGGCUUCUCUGGACCCUGUGAACAUAAGUACUGUGGUUUGGGGAAGCACUGUGUGGUUGACAGAGAAACGGGUGAAGGAGAGUGCCAGUGUCUGGAGCGCUGCAAACCACAUUACAAACUUGUGUGCGGAUCUGAUGGCAAACUCUACCAGAACCACUGUGAACUUCACAGAGCCUCCUGCAUGGCCCAUCAGAGAAUAACCAUCAUGCACAGUGAGGAAUGUUUCUACAAAGAUGAUAACUGUCGUCUGGGAGAUUAUAAAAAACUGAAGACCAAGAUGAUGGACUUACACGCUCAGAGGUACUUGACCCCCAGUAACCAUGGCAGCCAUGAGAAAGAUAUGGCCACAAGGAAGCGUUUGGUAGAUAUGAUGUUCAAGCGAUUUGAUGCAGACGUCAAUGGAAGAGUUGACAGCAGUGAGCUCUCACAGGUCAGCAAGCAGGAAGGUUUGAGUAGGACAGCAUCACAGUGCAAUUUGUUUGACCUGUUCAAAUACAACGAUGUCAACAAUGAUGAACACCUAACUAAAGACGAGUUCUACGCAGCUUUUGAGGUCUAUGAGCUCAGCCUUCCUGAAGACCAGAAGCUCAGCGUCACCACUGUAACAGUGGGUCAGAGCGCCGUACUCACAUGUUCCAUCACGGGUGGCCAGCGUCCGCCAAUCAUCUGGAGACGUAACAACCAUGCCCUCAACAUGCUGGAGCUAGAGGACAUUAACGAUUUUGGAGAUGAUGGAUCCCUAUACAUAACCAAGGUCACUACCACACACAUGGGCAACUAUACCUGCCAUGCAGACGGCUACGAGCAGCUUUUCCAGAUGCAUACCCUAAAGGUUAAUGUGCCUCCAGUUAUCCGGGUUUACCCAGAAAGUCAGGCACGUGAGCCAGGGGUCACAGCCAGUCUGCGGUGUUAUGCUGAAGGCAUUCCUGACCCACAGCUCUCAUGGCUGAAGAAUGGAAUGGACAUCACCACAAAACUCUCAAAACAACUCACACUUCAGGCUAAUGGAAGUGAGGUGCACAUAAGUAAUGUUCACUUUGAAGACACCGGGGCCUACACCUGCAUCGCCCGUAAUGAGGCAGGUGUGGACGAGGAUAUCUCUUCUCUGUUUGUGGAGGACUCAGCUCGGAAAACACUGGCAAACAUACUCUGGAGAGAGGAAGGUCUGGGGGUUGGAAACAUGUUCUAUGUGUUUUAUGAGGAUGGUAUUAAAGUUAUCCAGCCAGUGGCUUGUGAGAUUCAGAGACACAUCAAACCCAGCGAGAAGCUUCUUGGCCUGCAGGAGGAGGUAUGUCCUCAAGUGGAAGGGGAGAAGGAUCUGAAAUGUUUGUGGACAUCAGCGGUCAACGUGAAGGACAAGUUCAUUUACGCCACUCAACCUUUGCUGAACAGGUUGCUCAUUGUUGACAUCCAGUCACAGAAGGCUGUUCAGACUGUAAGUACGGACCGGGUUCCAGUGAAGCUGCACUAUGACAAAUCUCAUGACCAGGUGUGGAUUCUGAGCUGGGGAGAUCUUGAGAAAAACUUUCCAACCCUCCAGGUGAUCAGCCAGGCCAGUGGAAGUACAUCUCACCAUACCAUCCACACCCAACCAGUUGGGCAUCGCUUUGACAGGGUGGAGGAUUUCUUCAUUCCUCCCAUCAGCCUCACCAUCAAUCACAUCAGGUUUGGCAUCAUCCUCCACAAGAACGAACCAGCUGUUCAUAAGAUCGACUUGGAAACCACCUCCUACAUGAAGAACAUUAGUCUGAAGGAAUACGAUUGUAUACCACAAUCCCUCGCCUACACGCACCUGGGUGGAUACUACUUUGUGAACUGUCGUCCAGACUCAACAGGCGCGGUACGGCCACAAUUAAUCAUCGAUAGUGUAACGGAUAACGUUAUCGGUCCAAAUGGUGAUGUGAGCGGUACACCCUAUGUGUCUCCCGAUGGCCACUAUUUGGUGAGUGUGGAUGACCGUGAUGGGCUAAUGCGUUUGCAGCCCGUGUCCAUGCAGGGCGAGAUUGGCCAACCCUUUGACAUUCACACCAACCUGCACCUAUCCGAUCUGGCCUUCAUGCCCUCGUUCACCGAUGCUAACCAGUAUAAUGUGUUUGGCAGCUCUGGCCAGCAGACAGAUGCUCUUUAUGUGGAGCUCAGCAGUGGUAAUGUCAAGAUGAUUAAGAGUCUGAAGCAGCCCACACCGCCAGCACAGUGGCCUUGGAACCGGCAGAACAGGGUCAUGACCGGCAGUGGGCUGUUCGGACAGUACCUCAUGACACCUUCCCAGAGCUCUCUGUUUAUACUGGAUGGACGACUGGAUAAGCUCAACUGUGAGAUCACUGAUGUUCCCCUGGGAAAUACUGUGGUGUGGGUGGGGGAGGCGUAGGCCAUCUUAAAGGGGCUUGAGUGGGAAACCAACAAACGAACAAACAGGUAGAGUUGCACUGAAUUUGGUCUCUGUUUAAUUCAUUGAGAAAAAUAAAUGUCUUAACGUCAGUUUGAAACAGAUAACAAAAUUGAAUGUUCAAAAACCUGCACUGGAAAAGACUACUUCAUCCAAACGAUUGAUGGGAAAUGCUUAUUUUGCAUGAACUAGCAAGGUUUUGAUUAAAAUUAGCUAAUUAGCAGUCUCUUCGAAAAUAUUUGGUGGGGUCAAACUAGCACUGGUAUCUUUUAUUAAGGAAUUAGGCAAGAAAGACUUCAUUUGAAGAAAUUCUGAAUAGAAGAAUCAAUUAAACUUUUGUUUAAUGCAAGCUUUUAAAAAUAAUAUUUCCUAAUUUCCCAACUAACACUUAAAAUACACAAACAAAUGCAUUUGGCCUACUUUUCCCCAGUGCCUUGAAGAAAUACUCACAAAAAUAUAAAGUAAUGAUUUCCCCUGAGCCUGUAUAUUAAACCCUCCCUGGCUUUUCCACAUGCAGAGUGAUAACAAGAGCUACACUUAAAUUUCACAUGUUUAUACCUGCAGACCUUGAGGCAUAUCUGGCUUAUUAAAAAAACAGCGUCUUGCUGGGAAACUGUCAGUUACUGUGGAGAUUGAAAAGUCAGUAAUGAUGUGUUCGACAAAAGUAAAUCUUAUGAAAAGUUUGGGUGGAAGAAUGACGACAAUGAAAAAUUUGUGAAUUCUUUGUCAAGAACCCCCAGAAAUGUUAAAACCUUUACAACUGACUGAAAAGACAAAUGCUUGGAUCAGUGGAUCAAUGAAAACAUGUCUAUUAUACAAUAUAAAGUGGCACUCAUAAGGACAGUUAUGAUCCUAUUUAAUCUUAGUAAGAAAGAUUGUAGAUUGGGCACAUAAUGAUGUUUUAGUUGACUCAGCAGUCAUGGCCACUGCCACAUAAGAGUCUGCUUUCAGUAACUGGUGCUUUGCGUGGUGUGAUAUUAGACUUAAUUUAUGCAUUGCAAUGGUUAUAUAGUUGGGGGACAUUUAUGAAAAAAUAUUUCAAUGAGAGUUAAAAUGCUUCAAUGCUCACAAUGUUGAAUUAUUUCCUCAAUGAACAGAGUCUAUGCAUUUCCAUUUACACUCCAGCCAAUAGGCUGCAUGGAUUG